AUGGCUGCAGCCAGUCCCGUCAGCCACCCCAAAUCAGAUGUCACCUCCUUUCGUGCUAUGUCUGUUCGACUCUCUCUCCCAAGAUGCCUCAUCUGUGUCAACUUUUUGUUGACCAUUCUCCUGGGACUGACAUGCCAGGGAACCCCUGGCCUCACCUCAUCAAGCAAAGUGUUGAUAAUGAACUAUUCUGUGAAAUUCACUGUGACAUCACACUAUGUCCACACCUUGGUCACCUUAAUCCUGUUUAAUCCACAUGCUGAGGCCAAAGAAGCCAUCUUUGACCUGGAUCUUUCUCGUCUUGGCUUUAGCUCCAACAUCACUAUAACCAUUAAUAAUAAAGUUUACCUUGUAGGAGUCAGAGAAGCAUAGACAAAGAAAAUCCAUGAAGAAGCCCUUCAACAGGGAAAGAUACCCCAUACCUUUCCUGCUCGCCUCUCUUUCUAUCCCAAGGACUGGGAGUCAGAGAAGUUCCACAUCUCUACUAACCUGGCAGCAGGCAAUCCAGUGACAUUUGGGGUCUAUGAGGAGCUGCUGCAGUGGCACCAGGAAAAGUACCAGCUGGUGGCGAGCCUGAGGCCUGACCAAUUGGUGACAAGGCUUAGUGUAGAGAUGACAGUUUCAGAAAGGACAGGUAUUGCCUAUGUGAAUAUGCCACCCUUGAGGACCUGCUGUCUGCUCACGAGCAACCACUGAAGUGAGACUGACUCAGCCCCAUCCACCAGGAUUGAGAGGGGAGACACCUGUGUUCAUAUCACUUUCUACCUAUCACUGCAAGAAUACUCAGACUUCUUCAGCUCAGGCAUUGAGGUCAUGGAGGACAUCAUUGGAGAGGUGCAGAAAGGGCUGGCAGCUGAUAGAAAGAAGCAUGGAUGUGAGGGCCCGUGCAAGAAGCAUGAAGACCUGAGAGAAAUAGGCUUGGACUUGUGCUUUGGUCAUUUGAGAUGGAGGUGGAGGGUGGGCCUGAGGAGUAUCCAGCAGGCAACCCCAGCAGGAAUUGGUUUAUGCGGAGGCUUCCCACUUAUGGGGGAAAAUGUGGUCUUCAUUAUACAUAUGAGCAGCUCUAUGUUUGGUACCAAUAUGAAGCAGCUGUCUCAGACAAUUAGUGAAGUUUCCCCUUUAAACUCAGCCCUUUCUUCCUCUAUAGUAAGAAGAUGGGGGCGUUCUAUCUUUGGGGGAGGAGCUGAUAUCGACACAGCUCUUCUGGCAGCUGUGUCACUGCUCAACCACAGCAACCAGAAGCCUGAGACAGGCUCCAGUGUGGGGAGGAUCCCUCUCAUCAUCUUCCCGACAGAUGGGGAGCCCACCACGGGUAUGAUCCUCUCCAAUGUCUGCCAGGCAUUGGGCCACAAGGUGUCCCUUUUCAGUUUGGCCUUUGGGGAUGAUACUGACUUCUUGCUGCUGUCCGUGGAAAUGGAAGCAGUCUGGUACAUAUAUGAGGACACUGAUAUAGCCCUGCAGCUAGAGGGUAUCUAUGAGGAGAUCUCCAUGCCCCUGCUGGCCGAUGGGAGUUCUGACUACUUGUUUGGGGCCUCACCUUGGGCACUACCUAACUACUUUGGUGCCUCAGAGAUAGUAGUGCCAGGUCAGGUGCAGGCAGUUGAACAGGAAGUGGGCAUUCACUUAUCUGCCCAUGUCCCCCAGGGUCAGCCUCUGAAGGCCUGCCACAGUGAGGUGGCCACCAAUAGCAGCAACCCAGGAGAGCCAGGCCCCAAUGUGGUUCACUUCAUACAAUGCCUCAGGGCCUAUGUCACCCCUGGAGAGCUACUGGAGGCACGAUUCCAGGCAUACAAUACCACCACUCCUCACCUGCUGACUGCCAACACUCUCAACCUAUCCCUUGAAUACAAUUUUGUCACACUUCUGACUUCCCUGGUAAUGGUACAGACCAAGCAGGCCAGCAAAGAGGCCAGGAGACAAACCCUCAGCACAGGUGAGUCAGGUAACAUUAUGGCCUCUUUCAUUAGCAGGCACAGGCUAGAGGUAGAUACAUGCAUCCACCCCAAGGUCUCCUCCAAAUCAACGACUGUGAGACUAAAGUUCUACAUGUCCUCAACUGCUCCUGCCUCUAUAAAGAAAAUGCCAAGUUCUAAGGAUCUUGAGCCACUGGGUCAGACUCUUUGCUGUUUUUCAUACACCCAUAGCCCCAAAUCUCCAGCACAACAGGAUUCUGGCACCUUGGCACAGCCAACUUUCAGGAUGAGACCUGCUGCUCUUGUACCAUCUGAUUCUGGUGCUCUAUUGCCUCUGUAGCUAAGCACUUCAUCACACCAGAAUCCUGGUAUUCUAUUAUCCAUGAAUCCCAAGUCACAACUCCCACCUCUGAAUCUGGAUACCCCAGCCCAGCCCAAAUCUGACACUAGGAAACAUGUUAUUCCAUACCUGACUUGGAGUCACCACAUGUCAGAUCCACACACUAGACCUAGAGUUCCUGCCUCCAAAACUUCAAACAACCUGCCCAUACCUGGUAUCCUCAGCCUAGGCACACUUGCAAAUACAAUCCCAGGUCCUACAGGUCCCAAAAAUACCAUGACCACCCCUGCCCUUGGAGUACCCCUCCACACUUCCUUUACCCUGACCCUGCCAUCUCUGCUACCCCCUGUAAGAUUCUGGCUCCACCAUGGCCUAUUUCCAGGACCCCAGAAUACCAGGCUAGUUCUGGAACCACCUGUGCCAGGAGUCCCAACAAUGGGCAUUUUACCAAACAAUUCCAGGCCUACACCAGAAAGCAGCCAGCCAAAUCUGCCAAUCUUGCUGCCUCCCAGCCCCCUACCUGAGAUUAUUAGUCUGCUCCUUCUCUCAGAGUAGGCAGAGCUACCAUCCGAGUUGAUCAUGAAGUCCAAGUUUGUGGAGUCUUUGCACCCACCAACUUUCUAAAUCUUCCUCACAAAGAUCAUCCGUGCCCUGAGUAAGCAGUCAAGUUACAAUAGGGGAAGAAAGGAGCACAAAUAG
Messenger RNA from Chrysochloris asiatica (Cape golden mole), 2949 nucleotides. It is a transcript of the gene ITIH6, whose product is annotated as inter-alpha-trypsin inhibitor heavy chain family, member 6. The record is from RefSeq and is a predicted model, not a curated record. Lineage: Eukaryota; Metazoa; Chordata; Mammalia; Afrosoricida; Chrysochloridae.